This is a messenger RNA of Schizophyllum commune H4-8, 198 nucleotides long. RefSeq lists its product as uncharacterized. The annotation marks the transcript as partial. The transcript has a single exon. The record is from RefSeq and is a predicted model, not a curated record. NCBI's taxonomy places the organism in Eukaryota, Fungi, Basidiomycota, Agaricomycetes, Agaricales, Schizophyllaceae.
UUCGGGGGCCGUGCUAACCGGUGCACGCUGGACCCUCUCCUCCUCCUCACGCAGACGGUCAAGGAUGCGUGGCGGAGGGGGCGAGUGGUCAGUGUCCUGUACCUGGACGUCUCUCAAGCAUUCCCGAACGUUGCACACGGCCCACUACGAGCUAGGCUGCAGGCAGAGAGGGUUCCAACGGCGGUAGUUGACUGGAUC